Messenger RNA from Oldenlandia corymbosa var. corymbosa, 1221 nucleotides. The record is from the annotation of a GenBank genome assembly. NCBI's taxonomy places the organism in Eukaryota, Viridiplantae, Streptophyta, Magnoliopsida, Gentianales, Rubiaceae.
AUGGACAAAGAAGUUGUUAGGGUAGGUGACUUUCCUAGUCGACUGCAAGAGACCGACUUAGAGACGUUAGAGAUUAAGUACAGCCUGACCGCGUUCGAGCCUGUUUUACUCGAGGAUGAUCAGAGGGCGGAUACUCUGCCAUCGGGGAAGAUGACGGUUUAUGCCAAAUUCCUCGAAUAUGGUCUUUAUUUACCCGUCCUCCCUUUGUGUUAUCAAAUUCUCAAGGCUUACCGCAUGCCUUUAGCUCAGAUGACCCCUAACUUCAUUACAGUAGUGUUGGCUUUGGUUUUCGUCUGUGGUAAGGUCGGGGCCGUCCCUGACGUAUUCUUAUUUCGAUGUUUCUAUAAACUGGUGCGUGGAGUGAAGAACUUCCCGAGUUGGUUCAGUGUGACACGGAACUCCAAAGGUCCAAAGAAAGAAUUGGUGUCAAGGAGUGACGCGUCCAAACCUUGGAAGCCAGCUACAAGUCAUGGAGGGUCGAAUAUUUACGGGGGAAAGAGGGCAGCUCCUUUGGCAAAUCCCAAGAAGCAGAAGGGUGGCUAUGAUUACCACAACAGUAGGCGGCAAGUCGGGCCUGACUCCCGACGAACUAUUAAAAGAGACCUACACCGACCAGGGUCUUCUAAAACGCCCUGCCAGGACAUCGGACACCAUCCUCAGAGAACAGAUUGCACGGUGCAAGCCGUGGCCACCUUUGACAAAUAUUCGGACGAGAUUAUGGACGAUGCAACUUCCAAGAUCCGACUUUGUCGUAUGAUAUGCAAGCGACGUCGAGUCCCCAGUCUCGACUCCCCUUGGAGACGCUACACUGAAGACUCCGGCAAGGACAAGGUAGUUUUAACAAGUAUAGUCGAUGCCGGAGUAAGCCCCGAGAGGUCUCCUGAAAGGGCCCCUUUGACUUCGGGUGGUAGGCUAGACGAUAGUAACCCAAGUAUAAACUUAACACUUCCCGACCCUAACCCCAACCCCGACUCCUGCCCUUAUUACUCUAUAAUAAGUAGGGCUUUAAUCGAGUCUUCCCUUGAAGGGGAAAAUCAAUUGUCGAAUCUGGAAGGUCGUCUUCGGGAUGCCAUUAGGGCCAUCCAAAACUCGGAGUUAGAAGCACUUAGGGCAGCUGUUAUCAACCUUAAGAAGGAGGUGGCCAAUUUAUGUCAAACAAACUUAGACCAGGAGAAGUAUUGGGAAGAUCACGUUAAGAAUUUCGUGAAGAUGGAUGCGUAA